AUGUUUCCUGGAAACCUGUCCAACGAUUCAAAAAGAACGGUUGUGGAUGUCAAUGAAGUGCAUGCUGGCCUAGAGGAUCAGAUCGGCCGUCUCCAAUCUUUUGGGCUUGUUCAUCCAACCAAUCAAAUGACCAUCAAAGAGUUACUUGACCCCCCUCAGGACAAUUCUUUUGCGAUGUGGACCACUGAAGAGAUAUUUGAAAGUCAGAAAAACAACUCGGUCGAUUCCGAAAGCGAUGAUGAGGAUCCUGAACCAAGAGUUAAACCAACAGCAAAAUCGGUUUUUUCUGCAAUUGCUCUGAUCAACAACUACAUUCAAGAUGAAGAUUCAAUGGUUGCCAAUCACCUCAACCACGCGUUGCACAACUACUCAAAAGGUUUGUCCGAUCGACUUAUCACAAAUGCUCGCCAGUCAAGCAUACACGACUUCUUCAAACACGGGACCUCUUCUGAAGACCGAGACCACCUGUGA
Molecule: messenger RNA, 471 nt
Organism: Puccinia graminis f. sp. tritici CRL 75-36-700-3
Lineage: Eukaryota; Fungi; Basidiomycota; Pucciniomycetes; Pucciniales; Pucciniaceae
Exons: 1
Coding region: 1-471 (156 amino acids)
Source: RefSeq, a predicted model, not a curated record